Lachancea fermentati is the source of this 1812-nucleotide messenger RNA. The record is from the annotation of a GenBank genome assembly. NCBI's taxonomy places the organism in Eukaryota, Fungi, Ascomycota, Saccharomycetes, Saccharomycetales, Saccharomycetaceae.
AUGCGAAAUGCUUCUCGAAGAAUUGCAGCAGAACCGCAAUCUCCAGUACCGACACUGAUACCUUUUGAGGGUGAUAUUAUUGACCCAGGUCCUAUAACACCAAGUAGUGCAUCGCCAUCGGUUGCAACAACUGACAAUGUACCUUCAUACCAUGAAAUCAUCGAAAAUCAUCGGGGCGUGAUAGACCGUGCUCUAACUCCGCUUGUGAAGAGAUUCACAGUCUACGAUGAUCAUCCAGAAUGUAUCGACGGAUACCGCAUAGUUAAAUGCAUUGGAAAGGGACAAUUUGGACAGGUGUAUCUCGCUCAAUCUAAAACUCUCGAGCAGGUAGCAGUUAAAUGUAUCCAAAAGCGUCCUCGUAACUCUCAACAAUACUCUAUGAAUCAAGUCAUGAGGCAAAUGCGGUACUGGAAAUCUAAGGGAAAAUUUGUUUCAAACAGUGAAGAUGCGAUAAUGCAGAUGAAUGUCAGCAAAAUACGAUGGGAAGUUUACAUUGCCAAUCGGCUAAGGCACAAAAAUAUUUUACAUGUAUUAGAAUGCCUAGACUCACCUUCAAGUCGAAAAAUUUGGAUAAUAACCCCAUGGUCAUCUCUGGGGGAAUUGAGAUGGGAACGUGGUUCAAAAUCGCAGACCCUUGAUCAAUGGAACAGGUUUCUGCGAAAACAGACGACUGUUGAACAAUUUUCUGAAAUUGUUCUCAAGAAUAUAGUUGACGGUUUGCUGUAUUUAUCUAAACAAGGUUGCAUUCACCGUGAUAUCAAGCCGUCGAAUAUUUUACUUGACGGUACUAGCGGCGAAAUGAAAAUCUCAGACUUCGGCAGCAGUUUGAUAUCACCAGAAUUUCUCCCUUUCAAAGACCAAGAGCUGGCUCAGGGUUAUAUGGAGGAAAUACACAAAAUAGUUGGAACACCCGCAUUUAUUGCACCGGAACUUUGUGAUUUUAGUGCUAAAACGACCUUUCUGGAUGGGUUUAAGCUGGAUGUAUGGUCACUAGGAGUUACAAUGUACUGCUUGCUUGAAAAUAAACUACCAUUUUGGGGUGACAAUGAAUUCGACACUUUUCACAAGAUUGUAAGAGACCGGUUGCCGAAGAAUGGCAAUUGGCUCCAUGACCUCAUAGUCACAAGACUUCUUGAAAAAAGCAUGUCUGAGAGGAUUUCCAUAGAUGAACUUUCCACACUUUUGAAGAAAUCGCGAAAGAAGCAUGGCGUAAAGAAUUUAAUGUCCAAAUUUAGGAACUUUGCGACCAAGAAAAAAAAUCCCAGUACAACGCAGUUUAGCUCUAUCCACAUUGAUGAAGGGUCAUCAGAUUUUAAUCUGGAUACCUCCUCCUCUUCAAUUGGAUCGUCAUUUGGUGAGCCUGUACAAAUUUCAGAAUUUGUCAAGUCGCCAACCGAAACAGUAAAGCCAGAGUCCGGUACCACAACAGAUGUUGAAAGAGUUGAAAUUUUAAGUGAGACCUCAAACCAACAGUCAUCUAUUCCCAUCACUCCAGAAGAUACCCGAAACGAAGUAAGUCCUUCACCCAUAAAAGUGGAUACUCCACUGAAGGAACUAAUUCGCAGCGGAAAUACACCAGAAAAAGAUUUAGAAUUGAUGGAAACUGUCAUGCCUGUUGAAAAUAAGUCCUUAGCUCAAACACAAGAACAUUCUCAUAUACUUUCUUCUCGUGGUACGAUAGAUUUUAAGAGAUAUUUUCGAUCUCCAUCGAAAGCAUCGAAAACUAGGAGUAAUCAAUCUCAAAAAAACUCAUUUGCAAGUAAGGACUCAAUUGAAGAUAUCAGAAAAUAUCUCGACUACGCAGAUACGUAA